Messenger RNA from Paramisgurnus dabryanus, 4631 nucleotides. RefSeq names its product POZ/BTB and AT hook containing zinc finger 1 (gene patz1). Gene Ontology annotation, molecular function: DNA-binding transcription factor activity, RNA polymerase II-specific; RNA polymerase II cis-regulatory region sequence-specific DNA binding; protein binding. Lineage: Eukaryota; Metazoa; Chordata; Actinopteri; Cypriniformes; Cobitidae. Gene Ontology annotation, biological process: regulation of transcription by RNA polymerase II. The record is from RefSeq and is a predicted model, not a curated record. Gene Ontology annotation, cellular component: nucleus.
GUUCACAGGAAGCUGGGGGGCUGCCAUUUUUCCCCUGCUAACAUGUUCGAUGCUAAAAAGGCGAGGAACGGUGGUCGUCGCUGAGCGCUUGUGUUUAUUGUCUCCCGUUCGCUGUACGUUUGCCCUCGUCCGCCUUUUCCGUCGCAUGCAUUAGGCUCGGUUGUUGAAUGAAGACGGCAUGGAGAGGAUCGAUCAGCCGUGGAGUUCCUCCUACACGUACCAGGUGAGCAAACACAGCGCUGAGAUGCUACACAACCUCAACGCGCAGAGAAAAGAUGGUGGCAGGUUCUGCGAUGUUAUCUUGCGCGUCGGAGAGGACAGCUUCCCGGCCCACAAGGCGGUGUUGGCGGCGUGCAGCGAAUAUUUCGAGUCGGUGUUUAGUUGUCGGGCGGGGGACGAAGGAGAAGGCAAGGAGCUGGAGAUGCACACGAUUAGCCCUAAAGUUUUCCGAGACAUCUUGGACUUCGCGUACACAUCCAAGAUCGUGGUGCGUCUGGAGUGCUUCCCGGAGCUCAUGACGGCGGCGAAGUUUCUGCUCAUGCGAUCCGUCAUCGAGAUCUGUCAGGAGGUCAUCAAACAGUCCAACGUGCAGAUCCUCGUGCCGCCUCCUCGCGGAGGCGAGCAUAGCCUGUUCAGGAGCGCCGGGGCCGCGGAGCAGCUGUCAUACCCCGUGGACGGGAGCGUGUCCAACGGCGCCGUGUUUACCAACAAUAAUGACAGCGACGGUGCCGAUCCGACCCAGUCUAGUAACGGCGCGCAGACAGUUGAUCGCUUACCCGUUUCCCCGUUGGAGUUUCCCGGAAACCACCUGAACACCGAGGUAUCCCCGGGAUCAAAACGAGGCAGAGGGAGACCCAAAAAAGAGCCCGCGUCGGAGCCCAUUACGUACAAUAGCACAGCUCAUAAUAAUGAUGGUGGGGUUUGUGGCAAGAUCUUUUCCGAUGACGUCCAGUUACGAAGCCACGAAACCCAACAUGGGGCGUUUUCCGGUGGCGUGAAUCUCGUCGCAGUGGACGGUCCAACGAUGAUUCCGCACUCCCAGGCUCGGUGUCAGGAGAAUGGACUGCCAACGGAUAACCGCAAGCGCGAGAGGACGAGACGACACGUUGCGUGCGACCUAUGCGGAAAGGUUUUCCGGGACGUGUACCACCUGAACCGACACAAGCUGUCACAUUCGGGCGAGAAACCCUACGCUUGUCCAGUGUGCGGGCUGCGGUUCAAACGGAAGGACAGGAUGUCGUACCAUGUACGAUCCCACGACGGGUCUGUGGGUAAACCGUAUGUCUGUCAAAGCUGCGGUAAAGGUUUCUCAAGGCCAGAUCAUCUGAAUGGACAUAUUAAACAGGUGCAUACCACAGAGAGACCACAUAAGUGUCAGAUUUGCAAUGCAUCCUUUGCGACGCGAGAUCGACUGAGAUCACAUCUGGCAUGUCACGAAGAUAAGAUACCAUGUCAAGUGUGUGGGAAAUUUCUCCGGGCUGCCUACAUGACUGACCACUUGAAAAAACACAGUGAAGGACCUCAUAACUACUGUGGAAUAUGCAACAAAGGUUUUUCAACCGCAUCCUACUUAAAGGUGCACGUAAAAACGCACCACAGCUCAUCUGUGCUCCCUUCGUCUGCACCUCAUCAGUUCCCUGAGCCGCGCACCAACAGACCGCAGAUGCACAACGGUGCCCCUUACCACUCAGGACGUCCGUGCGCAGUGGAAGACCUUUGCACCAGUCGCCGACUCUUGGUUUCGUUUCCCGAGACAGAGGGGUCUUUUCGGGGGCUAUCUGGGCCGGUUCUGCCCCAGCCUGUCCCUCCUGGCCUGAGCCUGCAGCCUGAGCUGCUCCUGGGUAAAACAGGCCCGACUCCCUAUUUCUGGGAGUGCCGCUCUUCUGGAGCACCAGGGUUUCCACUCCACGGGCCUCUUACAGACGGGCAGGAGAAUUCUGGGAAAUGCCCCCACCAGGACUCUGACGGGUCGGACACGGCUUUCGGCGACCUCUCCAACGGAAACGAUCUCAAGCCUGAGCAAAAACCCGAGGGAGAAGAACUGGAAGUCACGUCGUUCAUCUUUAACGGGCAAAUCGACGACACGCCGACCACGGCCGGAGGAUCCAAACAAAACGCAGACCCCGAAAAGAAGUUCGCUUGCGCCGACUGUGGACAGACCUUCCGUACGAAGUCUUACCUCAACAAGCACCAUCAUCGGGUGCACAAGAAACGUGCCGCGGCGGCAUCCAGUCUCGGUAACCUCGGCUCACCCUUUUCUCCCCAACAAAACAUGUCACUUCUUGAAUCGUUCGGCUUUCAGAUCGUCCAGUCAGCCUUUGCUUCCUCACUGGUGGACUCGGAGAUGGGCGGCAGUGGAAUGGGUUUAGAAGAUAAAUGACUUUCUUAAGAUAUUUCUUAUAACCCUGCUCUUACUGGACAACCAAACAUUCGAUAACUUCGAGAUUAGUCUGUUGUCUUAUACUUCUACAACUUUUUUGUUCUUUUUUUAACAUGUUAAUGUUUUGACCAUCAUGGAUGCUGUUUGCAUUCCAUGUUGGUAUAAAGCAGCUAAUCUGCCCCAACACACUUUUGAUAAGUCUUUUACACUUGAUACCCCAAAUACACGGACAUUGUGCAAGCUAAUUUUGAAUUGCCGCAAUCCCACCUAAAUUUUCGGAGACAACUAUGAGUAAUCUAUCAAAAUAUUGCUCUGUUUAUUUGUGCAUUCGACCAUCCAAAGCAAGACUGUCUCAACCAAUGGGGAGGAGAGUUUAGGGUGGGACUUUCUGUUUAUCCAGACAAUGGAAGACAAAGUGGAGCAAUUAGGAAAACGCCAUUUACGUCAUUAUUUCUUUUGGUGGGGCAAAAUUAUUAACUUAUCCUGUCUGAAUUUGACAAGUAUUAAAUGAUUAUAAUCCUUUUCAUAACUUCAGUCCAAAUAAUGGCUGUUAGAUCACUUAUUUUUGUGUUUUUUGAUGUUUUGGUUGACAAAAGUGUGUCGUUUUAUUAAUGUCCAACAGGGACCAAUUUCAGGUUUCACUGUAAGAUAUAGCAAGAAGCAAAGAAUAUAUUUUAUUAACUUAUUGAUACUGGUGUCCAAGUUUCCUUUACAAAAAGGUAUAUAUUGAGUUUUGUUUAAAUAUGCGACGUGCUAUUUUCUUCUUGAAUCAUGCACCUGAUUUGAGGGUAGUGUGAGCGAUUUAAUGUGUACAUGAGAGCAAUGACGUGUGUGUGUGUGUGUUUACGGUCUCUCCGAUGUCUUUAUCUCCAGAAUGUAAUAUAAACAGAGGGCUUUGUAGUCUUUUUUAAUAUAUCAGAGUUUUUCUAAGAGGUUCAAUACAUUCCUGCUUAAGUCUUGUCAUUCAUAUAUACAUUCAUAUAAAUAUAUAUAUAUAACAAAUUUGUAUAUGUAUGGCCAAUUAUGUUUGUUUAUGUCAAUGGGAUCCUUGUGUAUAUAUUUUUUUCUUUGGCCUUGGUGAAUGAAUACUUUUUUUAUGGUGGAAUAUAAUUUAGUUUUAAGAGGGUUGAUGUUUAUACUGAUAAAUCAAUUUUUUGUUGUUUCUUUAAUAUUAUGCAAGUGUGUUUUGUGUAAGCCUGUUUCCCAUUAAUCUAAAUUCAGUGUAAGUGUUGGUUACCUUUUUAUUUUACCUAUUUAAGUUAAUAGUUUAGUGUACCGUAAAUGUAUUUGGUAUGGCAGUUUGUACAAUGCUUCAAGCGGUCACUCAUGAUGAUGGAAGCUAUCAAGUACAUAAUGCAUACAAAACAUGUUGUAUGUCAAUAUAUGUACUUGUAUAUGUUAUAGGCGUACUGUUGUUAUGUGCAACAGUAAUGUGGAAAGCAGAUUCACUGUAAAAAAAAUUUAGGUUUAACUAAUGUUACCUGUUUGGCUUAAUAUUUUAACUUCAUUCAACUUAAAAAUAUUAGUUGACAACCAAUGUUACACAACUUUUGAGUAAAGUUAUAAUUCAGUUAAAAUUUUAAGUUUAAAAUAAAGGCAACCAGGUAACUAAGUUGAAUCAACUUUUUUUAUGGUGUUGGUUUGAGCACCACAUGCAAAAGUGUCUUCUAGAAAACUCCACGGCACAAUAUUGCUUCAAUCUAACUGUAUAAUUAAUCAUUGCUUAUUUCAAAUCCUGUGAAUAUAUAUUAACAAUCAUCAUUUGCCCCUAAUGGUAACCUGAUCUGAAUAGUCACACCCUUAUUUAUAACCAAUUUAUUUUGUGCCCAAUGGUAUUUUUUGUCAGGUUGGUUAUGGUUUUACAUCACUGGAAACAAUUUUUUAAAGUAUGUGUGUAUCUGUAUGUUGCAAAGUGCCUUCCCAGUACUGGUGGUUGAACAGCUAUGGGUUGGAAAUUCAGUCAUUAAAAGGACCUACCUUAAAAUUACCAUAUACAAACCCAGUUGCAUUGACACUUUUGUAUAAAGACAUGCACAUAGAAAAGUGUACAUUUGUUUGGUAUAUCUUUUAUGUUUUUAGACAAAAAUGCUGUUUCUCUGCAAUUUGUGUCACGACGUUCAUCAAUUUUUGGACAUUUGGAUAUUAGCAUACUUUUCUAUUGAUGUUUGUUUUUGUACACUGUUUUUGUGUCUCUGUCUAUUUGGUACAGAGAUGGGUAUACAAUAAAAUUGUAUUUGAGAGUUUUCUUUUA